Messenger RNA from Meleagris gallopavo (turkey), 1493 nucleotides. It is a transcript of the gene FBXO5, whose product is annotated as F-box protein 5. The record is from RefSeq and is a predicted model, not a curated record. Lineage: Eukaryota; Metazoa; Chordata; Aves; Galliformes; Phasianidae. Gene Ontology annotation, cellular component: nucleus. Gene Ontology annotation, biological process: negative regulation of meiotic nuclear division; regulation of mitotic nuclear division.
GAUAAACAGUAUUUUUACUGAUUGAGUAAAACACCUUGUUGCUGCUGCAGUGUGCUUAAAGUAAUUUGACUGGGCCAGAUGUAACUGCAGUUUUUAACUUCUCCACUGAGAAGAUACUGAUACACCACUCUCAAAAGAAUACGAACGGAACAAUGAAAUCGAACCUUAAUCACUCUUUCAAAAUGAAAUGUGAUUUCGAUCGAACGGAUCUUCAUGGUGGGUUCACACCUGUAAAAUCUGCAGAGAAAACAAUACUGGAGGAACCCUGCCCUUUGAAAUCUGGGGAAAAGCUUUGCAGAAGCUGUGAUGAAGAGCAUCAGCAAAUACUGAGUGAACUGUACCAUGCAGCCCCCAGAAAUCUAGAUCCUGAAGAUGAAGGAAAGCCUGUACAUAACAAAGAAAACAAGCAUGUAACCCAAAGAUUUGAUGAAGGGGUCUAUGAAAUGGAGGCACUGGAAAAUAGUAAACUUAAUGAGGACAGUGGUUAUUCCUCUAUGUUAAGUAGCCAGUACAGUGAUGCAACAGAACAAGAGGACAGCCUGCCCUUGGCUGGAAAUCUCUGUAGCACACCACAACACUGCCUUGAGAAGAACGAGACCCAAGUGCAGUUGUCCAAGAAGACUUUGUUACCUGUAAGCCAUUAUGAAGAAAUGAUGUGCUCAACUUUGAAAAAAAGUGGUAAAAGAAAUCUCAAAUCUUGGACUACUUUUGACAGAAUUGUUUUCAGGGAAAAUUUUGAACUUCGUAAUUUAAUUGGAAAGAAAAUGGGAUUAGAUAGAGUAGACAUUCUUGCUGAGCUCUUCCAAAAGGACCUGAAGCAUAUAUUAGCAAGCAUCUUAAGACAUCUUGGUGAGAUGGACUUAAUAAAUUUCACCAAAGUCAGUGCAACAUGGAAGAAGAUUUUGCAAGAAGAUAAAUGGGGUUUCCAAAUGUAUAGUAAAGCUUUGGAAAACCUUUCUAGUGGCACUAAGACGUCAGAACAUGCUGCAACAAGGGAGUAUGUUCUCUACCGAGCGGCUUUAGCUUCAGUUCAGAAAGCAACCCCACCAAACAGCCUGAGUAAAAAAGGCAGCAGAUCCAAAGCAUCUAAAAAUUACAGCAGGCUCAUGGAGUUCUCUGAGGCAGCCAAGACCUUGAAAAACACUGAAAGCUUCAAAGUCUGCAAUCGCUGUGGCUCACCUGCAAAGUACGACUCCUAUCUGCAAAGAGCAAUGUGCAAUCGUGAAAGCUGUGGCUUUGACUUCUGUACAAAAUGCCUGUGCAGCUACCACAGCUCCAGUGACUGUAUGACUGGCAAACCAGUGAAAUCAAGCUUUAAGCUGGGAACCCUCCCUGGGACUAAGAAAAGCAAGCAGAAUCUGCGUCGAUUGUGAUCCAUCCUGAUACACGCUGUCAGAUGUGCCAUAAAGGGUUUUUAGGACAUUAAUCCUUCCACAAAGAAAACCAAACCAAAAAAUGCUUUCUGCUAUUAUUCUGCUUGUUAAAAAAAAAAA